Betta splendens (Siamese fighting fish) is the source of this 3113-nucleotide messenger RNA. It is a transcript of the gene pcsk9, whose product is annotated as proprotein convertase subtilisin/kexin type 9. The record is from RefSeq and is a predicted model, not a curated record. The transcript is spliced from 11 exons. Lineage: Eukaryota; Metazoa; Chordata; Actinopteri; Anabantiformes; Osphronemidae. Gene Ontology annotation, molecular function: serine-type endopeptidase activity. Bases 822 to 2885 code for a protein of 687 amino acids. Gene Ontology annotation, biological process: proteolysis.
CACACUUUGAAACAUGCUGUGUGUUAUUGCCUCGGCUAUGUUUUAUUCUAAUUCUUCACACUCUGCCCUAAUGAGAAAAUCUGGACUCUUACAACCUGAAACUCGUAGUUUGUGUUGCUCCGACGGGACCGAUCCACAGAAAUACUGGAAAUAAGCCUGCGCUUCACUCUUCCUGACCAAGCUCGAUCCAAGAAACCUCAUAACCUCAUCAGACGUGGCAAAGCUCGUGGAGCGACCCGGAGGACACGUGCAACUUUCUGCAGCGGCAGGAAAACGGUGUUCAUCAGGCUUCGUGCGUCAGAUGCUGAAGACGCCUCAGCAUCAACUGAUCAGCGAAGAGAUUACGCGCGCCGUGAAACGCGAGGAAGCCCGAGCUCAGCCUCUGCGCGCGCGCACCCAGCCAGUCGCGAGAAAUAAACAAGUACUCGCACGUGCAUGCGCCACUCACGCGUUUCCCAAUCAACAGCAUCAGGAAACGAGCUUGAGGCGAGAGAGACUGGCACAGAAGCGUUACCGGCCGCCGGGGGAGCGUGAAACAGGACUCCUCCACAGUACGAGGUGUUGUAACGGAGGACAAUCAUUCGACACAAAAGCGGUGGCGUGAGCCCCGGAGACGUCACCAGGCCCCGCCUCCAAUUAUAAGAUCAAUUGUUCGAUUUCUUUCCCUCAAUAGAUGUUUGAAGGCGUUAUGAGACUGUCACACGCGCAGGACGCGCAGCUGGCGGAGACACCGACACAUCUGGAUAAGUCCGACUGAAGAAGUGGGUUUAUAUAAUUAUUUUUUUAACCUGGUUAUUUCUCAAACCUCGAGAAGUGUGAAUAUGCGUCGCACCUCAGCCCUGCUUGGCUGGGCGCUGUGCUUGUGCGCAUCUUUGGUCGCGGGCGCACGGGACUUCACCGAGGACGCCGAGGUGACGUUGGGUCGGGUCCGUGAGGACGGGACCGAGCCCGAAACCGGAGCCGAGCCCGGUGCCGAGUUCCUCAGGUGCAACAAGGCGGCGUGGCGCGUGCCCGGCAAGUACCUGCUCAUACUGCGUCAGGGGACGCACGAGUCGCACGUGCAGAGGACCAUGCGGAGGCUCCAAGGCAAAGCGGCCCGGAGAGGCUCCGUGCUGGAGGUGCUGCACACCUACUCAGGGGCCGUGAGAGGCCUCCUGGUCAGGACGAGCAGCGACGUCCUCAACCUGGCUCGGAGGCUCCCUCAUGUGAGCUACGUGGAGGAGGACUCGUCCAUCUUUGCUCAGAGCGUCCCCUGGAACCUUCAGAGGCUCCUGCAGCCUCACGGCGGCGCCUCCGAGAACGGGACGUACCAGCCGCCCAACGAUGGAGCCUUGGCGGAGGUGUUCCUGAUGGACGGCAGCGUGCAGAGUUCUCACAGGGAGCUGGAAGGCCGGGUGCGUCUCACAGACUUCAGCAGCGUCCCUGAGGAGGACGGGGUCCGGCUUCACAGACAGGCGGCUCAGUGCGACGGCCACGGCACACACACGGCCGGGGUGGUGAGCGGGUCGGACUCCGGCGUGGCCCGCGGCGCCGGCGUGAGCCUCGUGCGUGUGCUGAACUGUCAGGGCAAAGGGACCGUGUCCGGGGCUCUGGCAGGUGGGUCUCCUGGAUCUGCGCUCGCGGCGCGACCUCUGCGUGACCUCCGUCUGGUCUCUCUCCCCUCAGGCAUGGAGUUCAUCCGAGCGGCGCUGCGGGCCCGUCCAGCGGGCGCCGCCGUGGUUCUGCUGCCGUUCGCCGGCGCCCUCAGCCGGUCGCUGAACGCGGCCUGUCGGGACCUGGUGGCCGGAGGGGCGCUGGUGGUGGCUGCGGCCGGGAACUACAGGGACGACGCCUGCCUCUACUCCCCCGGAUCCGAGCCCGAGGUCCUCACGGUGGGAGCGGUGAACUCUGCAGACCAGCUCGUGUCUCAGGGCGCCGGCGGCACCAACUACGGCCGCUGCGUGGACGUGUUCGCGCCCGGAGACGACAUCAUCAGCGCCAGCAGUGACUGCAGCACCUGCUUCACGUCGCGGAGUGGAACCUCGCAGGCCGCUGCCCAUGCUGCUGGUGUGGCAGCAGUGAUCCUGUCGUCCAACCAGAACGCUUCGCCGCUGCAGGUCCUCCACGCGAUGCUGCGUUACUCCAUCAGCAACACCAUCGACCUCCUGUCUCUGCCAGAGCCUCACCGCCUCGCUACGCCCAACCUGGUGGCGGCCAUGCCCCCCGCCGUCCACACCCAGGGAGCGCUCCUGUGUCGCUCGGUGUGGUCGGCGAGGUCGGACUCCGCAGACGCACACAGAGCCAUCGCUCGCUGUCGCCGGGGGGAGGAGAUGAUGGGCUGCGGCAGCUACAGCCCUGACGGCGCCCGCGCGGGAGAAUCCCUCACUGUGAGCGGCGGGCGGGCGGAGUGCGUUGCCGGCGCCGGGGGCGGAGGCGUGUACGCCGUGGCCCGGUGCUGUGCCGUGGCUGGUCUGCGGUGCCAGGUUCACCCCAGUCCCAAACCCGGCCUGGACGCAGGGUGCGCUCAUCCCCAGCAGCAGCUGACAGGGUGCACCUCCUGGUCCGAGGCUACGGCCCUGACCGACUCCCGGCCGCAUCACGGCGGUCGGAGGCGCUGCGCCGUGGGAGAAGGGGUGACGUCACACGCUCUGUGCUGCCAAGCUCCAGCUUUGGAGUGCCUCACGUCGGAGAACGGAGCAACCGGAGAACAGGUGGAGGUCUCGUGCCCCUCGGGCUGGACUCUGACCGACUGCAGCGCAGCUUCUCAGUACUCUUCAACCGUGGGGACAGUUGCCACGGGCAACAGUUGCCACGUCCGUAGCAGCGCCGGAACCGAUAAGACGGCGGGCAUCGCUGUCUGCUGCCGCGUCCGACCGCCGGAGGAGCCCGACGCGGCGCCUCGCUGAUCCCAUCUCCCCCCGCGCUGAUGCCAGUCGCCUUGUGAACAGUGACGCCGUGUCGUGUUCGUCUUUCAUGUUUGACUGGAAGCGGCUUCAGCUGUAGAUGUGGGCUAAAAGCACAUGCAUUCAGUAUUCCUGCCUACUGUUUGUUGGCUUUUUGAAAUCUGUUUGUAAACUGUAGCUGAAUAUUUUUGUAUAUUUUUAAGAAACAAUAAAAUCAGCUUUCCAAACAUA